Diuraphis noxia (Russian wheat aphid) is the source of this 1601-nucleotide messenger RNA. RefSeq names its product tropomodulin (gene tmod). The record is from RefSeq and is a predicted model, not a curated record. Gene Ontology annotation, biological process: pointed-end actin filament capping; actin filament organization; myofibril assembly. Lineage: Eukaryota; Metazoa; Arthropoda; Insecta; Hemiptera; Aphididae. Gene Ontology annotation, cellular component: cytoskeleton; myofibril. Gene Ontology annotation, molecular function: tropomyosin binding.
UCAACUAAGAUAAUCGCACCAGCAACACAGUGUGCGCGAGUGUUAAAGAAUUUGAAUUAAUUAUUGGUUUGGUACCGUGUUUCUAUAUUUCGUUCGGUGCCUGUAUUAUAUUUUUUCGCCGUACGAAUUAUUCAUUUUCGACGGAAUCAAAAUGGGCAGCGUCGAAGAAAUCUAUGAAAAUGAAAUACACCGUACCAUCACGCGGCGUACGAGCUACAAAAUUCAAGAGACGUCGUCAAAAAAGACCACUACCAUGACCACCGCCCCGGCCAAGCUGUAUGGCAAGAACCUGAGCGAAUACGACGAGCUCGAUGUCGACCAACUUCUCUCUCAAUUGUCACCAGAAGAAAUCAGCAUUUUGGCCAAAGAAGUUGAUCCAGAUGACAACUUAUUACCACCAUCAGAGCGUUGUAGUUAUGAAUGUAACAAAGAAGCCACCGGACCAUUAAACAGAAAAAAACUGAUCGAACACAUUAAUAAACAGGCUUUAGAAACGCCUGAUCUUCCAGAAAUUAAACCAUAUGUUGCUGGAACUAUACGGGGAAAAAAGUGGGUGGCACCUGAAACCAAUGGUAACACUGAACAUGAAGAUAAAAUUGCCAUUGAUCUUGAUGAUGAAUAUGGUGAUGCAUUAAAUACCGCAUCACAAGAAGAAAUCAUAGAUUUGGCCGCUAUACUAGGAUUCCAUUCAAUGAUGAACCAAGACCAAUACCAUGCUUCACUAUUGAAUAAAGGUCAGCCAGUUGGCUUAGGAUGGGAUGGUGUUACUAAGGCAACACAGCCUAAGGUUUAUCCCCCAGAACCACCCAAUCAAACAGAUCCAGAAGAAAGUAUUAAACGGGURCGUGAUGAUGAUCCUAAGCUACUUGAUCUCAAUUGGAACAACAUUAAAAAUAUUUCUGAUGAAAAGUUUGAGAGUCUAUUCAAUGCUUUAGUGGAAAAUACUCAUUUAGAAACAUUAAGUUUGGUAAAUGUUGGACUUACUGAUCGGUUAGCAGACAAGCUAGCUGAAGCAUUAGAAAAAAAUUGCACAUUACGUGUUUGCAAUGUGGAAACAAAUUUUAUUAGCCCUGUAGGAAUAAUUCAUUUAGUCAAGUCUUUAUUGAAACAGAGAUCUUUGGAAGAAUUCCGUGCCACUAACCAGAGAUCCCAAGUAUUGGGAAAUAAGAUAGAAAUGGAACUUACUAAAUUGAUUGAACAAAAUCCAACCAUUCUUAGACUUGGUUUACAUUUGGAGUACAAUGAUGCUCGUCAUCGCAUUGCAUCACAUUUACAACGCAAUAUUGACAGGAGCCGCUUACGCAGAACUGGUCAUUUUGCGCGUACGUACACUGGCGGUUGGGUUGUACACAAAAAGGCUAAAUAAUUAUGAGUUUGUGCCUAGACCUUGGUCCUAGACUCUUAUUUUUUAACUAUUUAAUUAUAUACUAUAUUUAUGUAAUGUAUUGUUUUUUUUCUCCUCAUUAAUUGUUUAAACAAUUUGUAUAUAUAUUUAUGUUGUGGUCUUAUGCUGGCCUUUUCAUAUGCGUUUAGUUAUUAGUGCAUGUGUGUGACAAUUGUAUUGAUUUGAAUUUUUAAACAUAAAAUUGUAUUUAUUAAUA